CCCGCCUUCUGGAAACAAACCAUCUCUCGACAGUCCGUACAAUUCAAUCAAUCUGCCCCGUUAGGGUUUCUUCUUCGCCAUUAAUCCACCUCCAGCCAUGGAUCUCCUCCGGUCCUACGCCGACGGGAACGACGAUGAAUUAGAUGCUGCGGGAGAGCAGAAGCCCCAAAACCCUACGUCUCCUUCCCCGGAUUCAUCCCCACCGCGACUCCUCCCUGCCAAAUCCGCCGCCCCGAAGGUCGACGACACGAUGCUGGCCCUCACGGCGGCUGCCCAAGCUCACCAGACCCUGAACCGGCCAAUCGACCCGACCCAGCGCGCCAUCGUCUUCAACCCGACCUACGACCAGCUGUGGGCCCCGAUCUAUGGCCCCUCCCACCCCUACGCCAGGGACGGGAUCGCCCAGGGCAUGCGCAAUCACAAGCUCGGCUUCGUGGAGGAUGCCGCCAUCGACUCCUUCAUCUUUGACGAGCAGUAUAAUACUUUCCAGAGAUACGGCUACGCAGCUGAUCCCUCGGCUUCAGUGGGUUACAACUACGUCGGAGAUUUGGAAGCUCUGAAGCAGAACGACGGCAUUUCGGUGUACAACCUCCCCCAUCAGGAGCAAAAACGGCGGAGGGUUGAUUCGAAGAAGGAAACAGAGCAGGACGAGGGUGGCGAGGAGGUCGACCAUGCAGAGGUCGAGAACCCGGCGACUGACACUUGGCUGGCGAAGAACAAGAAGUCCCCUUGGGCGGGCAAGAAGGAGGGCUUGCAAGAGGAGUUGACAGAGGAGCAGAAGAAGUAUGCAGAGGAGUAUGCUAAGAAGAAGGGUGAAGAGCGUGCCGGGCCCUCAGAGAAGGGCGAGGUUGUUGCUGACAAGAGUACUUUCCAUGGUAAGGAGGAGCGGGAUUACCAGGGCCGGUCCUGGAUUGCUCCGCCGAAGGAUGUCAAGGCUAGCAAUGAUCACUGUUAUAUUCCAAAGAGGUUGGUCCAUACCUGGAGUGGGCACACAAAGGGUGUUUCUGCUAUUAGGUUCUUCCCGAAGCACGGUCAUUUGAUCCUCUCUGCUGGGAUGGACACUAAGGUGAAGAUCUGGGAUGUGUUCAAUUCGGGUAAGUGUAUGCGGACUUAUAUGGGCCACUCCAAGGCUGUUCGGGAUAUCUCAUUCUGCAAUGAUGGGACCAAGUUCUUGACUGCCGGGUAUGACAAGAACAUCAAGUAUUGGGACACCGAGACUGGGAAGGUUAUAUCCACUUUCUCUACCGGGAAGAUUCCUUAUGUAGUCAAGCUUAACCCGGAUGAUGAUAAGCAGAAUAUUUUGUUGGCGGGCAUGAGUGAUAAAAAGAUUGUCCAGUGGGAUAUGAACACGGGGCAGAUUACCCAAGAGUACGAUCAGCAUCUAGGAGCAGUGAAUACGAUCACAUUUGUCGAUGACAACAGGAGGUUUGUUACCUCGAGCGAUGACAAGUCCCUUCGUGUGUGGGAGUUUGGGAUUCCUGUGGUCAUUAAGUACAUUAGCGAGCCCCACAUGCACUCUAUGCCUUCCAUUGCUCUUCACCCCAACACAAACUGGCUCGCGGCACAAAGUUUGGAUAAUCAGAUUCUUAUAUACAGUACGAGGGAGAGAUUUCAGCUCAACAAAAAGAAGAGGUUCGCGGGGCACAUUGCGGCUGGGUAUGCUUGUCAGGUUAAUUUCUCUCCCGAUGGGCGAUUUGUUAUGUCGGGAGAUGGCGAGGGUCGGUGCUGGUUCUGGGAUUGGAAGAGUUGCAAAGUGUUCAGGACUUUGAAGUGUCAUGAGGGAGUGUGCAUUGGGUGUGAGUGGCAUCCACUGGAGCAGAGUAAAGUGGCAACUUGUGGCUGGGAUGGCUUAAUUAAGUACUGGGAUUAGAUCCUAUUAUGGCUCUUUCUGAACAGACAUCACUUAGCGGCGACUGGAGAUAGCCGAGUUGCUUUCCCGAAGCUACCCUGAGCAAACUUGCCAGGAUGUACAGUACUGUCGUAUCCAUAGAAGCUUCGAGGGAAGUGCUAGCAAAAUUUGCUCAUGGCAGUGUUGUAUCUUAGAGCUUUAUUUUAUGCUUAUUCUGGGAUAAUAACCUUUUAAGUUCAUUCUCCCCCGGCCAAAACUUGUAACAAUCACCGUUCCUUGGUAGAUUAUUCAGAGAGCUUUCUUUGCAGCCAUCACAAUACAUCUGUACCUCGCCGCAUUUUCUGUUCUCUUUGUAAUGCAUAGAUGAGUUUUUUUUUUUCCCGA
This is a messenger RNA of Punica granatum (pomegranate), 2233 nucleotides long. Lineage: Eukaryota; Viridiplantae; Streptophyta; Magnoliopsida; Myrtales; Lythraceae. The record is from RefSeq and is a predicted model, not a curated record.